This is a messenger RNA of Alligator sinensis (Chinese alligator), 858 nucleotides long. It is a transcript of the gene CUNH8orf74, whose product is annotated as chromosome unknown C8orf74 homolog. Bases 1 to 858 code for a protein of 285 amino acids. The transcript is spliced from 4 exons. NCBI's taxonomy places the organism in Eukaryota, Metazoa, Chordata, Crocodylia, Alligatoridae. The record is from RefSeq and is a predicted model, not a curated record.
AUGGCCGGCUUGUCAGCAGACGGGGUGAGGGCAGUGGUCCAGCUUCAGAGAGAAAAGGGGCGCCGGCAUCUGAGAUUGCUGCUGGGCUGGGAAGUGUUUGAUGAGGCGCGGGAUCUCCGGCGGAGCAUUGAGCUGGAUGUUCUUCACGACAGCCUGGUGUUCGCUGCAGAAAAAGGCCUGCCCUGGCCCGCAGUAGCUGAGGUGGGAAAGCUCACAGAAGAGCUCCUGACGGACAUGCAAGGCUUACCCAUCUCAGAGGCCCUCCAACUCCUGCACGACAAACUCACGUUGUGCGAGCCAAAGCUGAGCCCCUUCAAAGCCUGCAGCGUGUGCAAUUACUUCUGCAACACCUUCAUCAGGCACUACCACCUCUACCAGUUUGUGCUGUGUCAGGAGAGGGACCUCAGACAGCAUUUGGCCCAUCUGGAAGUCUGUGGGCCCCCGCAGCCUCUCCCGCUGAUGGCAGGCACUGAAGUGGAAGCCGCGAAACACCAGCAGCAGCUGGCUGCCCUCUCUGCCGCAGAGGCCCAAAAACACACCGACAUGCUGCUCCUCCAAGAGAGACUGCAUUCGGAGAAGGAGCGCAUGCUGCAAAGGGUGUAUGACAGAGUGAAUGCACAGGCAGGGGCCUUGGACAGAAAGGUUUUAGAGAGCAUGGUGAGAGAAGCAAUCGGGACCCAGAUUGAAGCUGUCCAUGAGAUCCUGCAGACUGAGAUCCAGACCACCUUUGAGAUCCUGGAUCUGAGACUCCAAAAGAAGACCCUCUCCUUAAACCCACCUGCCACCCACCCCCCACCUCCCUCCUCCGAAGACCGAGCAAAGUCGACCAAAGCCCAGGUGCAGAAAAAGAAGAAAUGA